Aspergillus chevalieri is the source of this 486-nucleotide messenger RNA. RefSeq lists its product as uncharacterized. Gene Ontology annotation, molecular function: catalytic activity. Bases 1 to 486 code for a protein of 161 amino acids. The record is from RefSeq and is a predicted model, not a curated record. The transcript has a single exon. NCBI's taxonomy places the organism in Eukaryota, Fungi, Ascomycota, Eurotiomycetes, Eurotiales, Aspergillaceae.
AUGUUGCGGCGUGCCCGCCGAUAUUAUUAUGCAUCGUUCCCACCGCAGAGUGCGCUGUGGUCGCAGUGUCGGGAGGGUAUUUUUUUUCCCCCCUGGUUCAUUUUUUCCCAUAACUACCACCCGGGCGCCCACAACCUCUCAACAACCCAUGCCAUCGAAGGCAACACCUUCGUGAUCCUCUCCUCCUUCUUCACCCAACGCUGCGUCGACCGCAUGAACCUCGGAGACGGCAAGCUCUACCACAUUGGUGGUGGUGGCUGUGCCUGCAUCAUCGCCCCUGAUGGACGCAAGCUCACUGAGGAUCUUGGUGAGGAGGAAGAGGGCCUGCUUGCUGCGGACUUGGACGUUAAUGAGAUUCUCAAGGUCAAGGCGAUGCUGGAUGUGCAUGGACAUUAUAGUCGGCCAGAUUUGCUUUGGUUGGGAGUCGACUCGAGGGAGAAGAGGCAGGUUAGGCGUGAGGUGGGGGAGACAUUGACUGAGGCUUGA